Messenger RNA from Pistacia vera, 1004 nucleotides. Its product is annotated as clathrin light chain 1-like. Gene Ontology annotation, cellular component: clathrin coat of trans-Golgi network vesicle; plasma membrane; clathrin coat of coated pit. The record is from RefSeq and is a predicted model, not a curated record. Bases 111 to 872 code for a protein of 253 amino acids. NCBI's taxonomy places the organism in Eukaryota, Viridiplantae, Streptophyta, Magnoliopsida, Sapindales, Anacardiaceae. Gene Ontology annotation, biological process: clathrin coat assembly; intracellular protein transport; clathrin-dependent endocytosis. Gene Ontology annotation, molecular function: clathrin heavy chain binding; structural molecule activity. The transcript has 3 exons.
CGUUUGAGUCUGCUUAUGUGAAUGCGAAUGACGGUGUUGUUGGUGCUGUUGAUCAUCGUGAUCAUGAGAAUAUUUUCGUUUCUGACGAGCCCAUUUUGCCUCCGCCCGAGAUGAUGGCUGAGGAAGGCUUGGCUCUCCGCGAGUGGCGCCGUCAAAAUGCCAUCCAUCUUGAGGAAAAGGAGAAAAAAGAGAAAGAAAUGCGGAAUCAAAUCAUUGAAGAAGCUGAAGAAUACAAACGAGCUUUCUAUGAGAAAAGAAAGCGCAACAUGGAAACUAACAAGACUCAUAACAGAGAAAGAGAGAAGCUCUACUUGGCGAACCAAGAAAAGUUCCACAAAGAAGCUGACCAACAUUACUGGAAAGCAAUAGCGGAGCUCAUCCCUCAUGAGGUUCCUAAUAUUGAGAAGAAAAGAGGGAGUAAGGAUCCUGACAAGAAACCUUCGGUCGUAGUCGUUCAGGGUCCAAAGCCUGGGAAACCAACUGACCUUACUAGGAUGAGGCAAAUGUUUAUGAAGCUAAAACAUAAACCACCACCUCAUAUGAUGCCUCCCCCGCCCAAACCUGCCAAAGAUGGCAAGGAUGGAAAGGAUUCAAAGGAUGAAAAAGACGCAAAGGACGGCAAAGAUGGAAAGGAUUCAAAGGAUGGAAAAGUUGCUAAGGAUGAGAAGGAUGCUAAGAACGAGAAAAGUGGUACACCAACUGAUCAAGCUGGGAGUGCGCCUGCUUCAUUACCCACUAAAGAUGUAGCUGCUGCAGGGAACACACCCAUAUCACCUGCUAAAGAAGUUUCCCCUGACACACUUAAUUUGGGGACUCCUGCAUCAGUUGAGGGUGAAGAGGCUGCUAGACCUGAGCCAGUAAUCGCUCUGUGAUGAGGCAUCAUAUUUUAUAGUCACUAAUUUCUUUACCGUAUUUCUGAAUUCUCUACCAAACCAAUCUGUAUGAAAAAUAAAAGCAGGUUAGGCUAUGAUGAGCUUUCUUCCUAACUUGCUUAAAGAUGUUGU